CUGAAGCUGAGGCUGGCACAGCAGCAGUCACGCUCAUGGCUUGGGUAAUAUUCAUUCUUGUCUGGCUCCCAUCGUAGCCUUGUCUCUAACUAACGUUCUGUGAAAUUGCAUCUGUUCUCUAGACAGGCCUAGGGGUGUCAGCUCCCAUGUGUCAGGGCUGCCUGUCACUGUCUCAGGAGCAGUAAUUGCCGACAUUGUAGCAUUACAACGUAUGGAGUUGCUAAGAUCAAGACCCCAGUUUUUGGAUGAUGAAACUUGUCCUUGCCUAGGGUAUGGAGAUUCGCCUCAGGCAGUGUCUUGAUCACCGUGCACACCGCUUUGUCGGACAGGCGGACUUUGGGUUCUAAAACUGGCUGCACCCUUUUGUUUCUUUGUGCUUCAGUCUGCUCAUCCACACACAGCCUAGUCACUGGUGAUGGCUGGCGUGGUUCCAAGGCCCAGGGCAGGGCAUGGAGAUUCCUCCUGGCCUUGCCCCUCGCUUCUCCCCAUAUUCCCCAGGCCACCUAGGAGUUCCACCGUGCACCCACUGCCUCAUCACCUUCACCGAUGCCAACUUCUGGGAGCGUCACAUGACGAAGGAGCACCUGUAAGACUUUAUGGUCCAUAAGCUGCAGGAAGCCGUCUUCAUUUGCUUCACCUGUGCCUGCUCAUGCCCCUCCAGCAAGGCCCUGAUCCACCAAUGCAGCCACAGUCCUACUGCCAAGCCCUCCCCACGGUGCUCCCCAAGACCCAGUAGACCCAGUCCGCUUCUCAGGCAGCACCACCAGGUCCAUGAAACCCACACCACCCCUAGCUCCUUUGCCUGGACUGAGUGUGGCCGGGAUAUUGCCCAGAAAGCAGGAUGCCAUCAACACUAGAGUGGGCAUGCUUAGGGGAGCUCUGAGUAGACGUGAGCCCUCUCUGCAGUGAUGGGGCUCUACAGCUGGGGGAUCCACCCAUGCUAGGGUCGCAGAUCUCCUGGGAGGAUUUAAUUACCCUGCCAGGAAGGCACAAGUGUCACAUCUGCAGUUUUUGGAGAACAUAGGGUCUUUCCAGAAGCAGAGGCAUCGGAUAAAUAGACGCAUUGAGAAAGCAAGGAAGAAGAAUUGCUCCUAUCUUCCCCAUCCCUAGUUAAAUAGCUUCAGAUUCUAUAAUCACCUUUAAUUUUUCCCAGAUGGAUGCCAGGGGCUGCAGGAGGAAAUUACCCUGGCGUGGUGCCUGGGUGGGGGCAGGGAAGGGAAGUGCUGCUAGCCUGCGAUGCUGGGUGAGUUCCAGACCCUGAGGUACGGGGGCUGAGGUGGGGGGGCCUACAGUUUUAGGCCCUGUCUCUUCCAUCCCUAUGCCAGCUUUCCCCAACUCAGAGGGGCAAGGGCGUUGCAAGGUACUACCCACUGCCAGAUAUUUUACGCCCUAUUUUCACUACUUUUGUGUACCAUUCUAGUGAUGGGCUAUUUUUAUAUGCACAAAUGAGGUGCCAUGAGUAAACCAACAGAAAGGAUGUCUAAAAACCAAACAAAACCAAACAUCCAUGUUAAAAUAUCUAAGGAGAGCCCUGGCUUUUGAGUGGGAACUGCGGGGGAACAUAAGGAAGUGGGGAGGAGCGGGCACAGGGCAGAGCUGGCCCAGCCCUACAGAAGAACUAGUUUGGAAUCAAACAGAGAUGCCUUCUGCUUUGUGUUUCAUUUGGCCAACACUGAGAUUUCCUGUGGAGGCCCUGGCUAUGACUUUCCUGAAAGGCCCAGCGAAGAGUUUAACUGUCAUUAGGGGCAGAGUAGUGGGUGUCAUCCUGGCCCUGAGAAUGAGUCCCACUGAGUCUGUAUUUUUAAACCUGAGGAAUGGUUUAAAAGCCCAAAGGUGAGCUGGGCAUGGUGGUGCAAGCCUGUGAGUUUGAGGCCAGCCCAGUCUACAAAGUUCCGGGAUAGAGAAACCCUAUCUGGAAAAACAAAAAGGCCACAGGUGAAGUGGAUGUGGUAGAAAUGAUUCCUGUCAAAUUUUUUUUUUUUUUUUUUUUUUUU
Alexandromys fortis (reed vole) is the source of this 1994-nucleotide messenger RNA. It is a transcript of the gene Znf576, whose product is annotated as zinc finger protein 576. The record is from RefSeq and is a predicted model, not a curated record. Lineage: Eukaryota; Metazoa; Chordata; Mammalia; Rodentia; Cricetidae.